UGUGAACCUGAUUUCAAUACAGACACACAAACGCGCACGAACUCGACAAAACGAAGCAUUGUGCACAAAUACAGAGGAAAACCCAUUCACCGGCGUUCACUAAUCCCUCAUACCGCUUCAGAUAUGAAUCACAGUUGAAACGGUGCUGCACAAUAAAACAACGAACACAAAAUAAGUUAUUUCGUUGAACCAUGUCUGGUCAAGGCAGAUCGUUCUACCCAUCGUUAAGUUCGCAUCAUCGAACACAUGAAACACAUCGAACUGUGUCACAUUCUCAGCACAGCACAGCUCAUCGCACUGCUAGCUCGACAUCGUCAAGUCAAUGGCGCUCCGAAACGAACAGCAGAGGACAUCUGAUCAUCGCCAAGAAAUCGGAACCAUCGAAAGCGGCUGAAAAACGUGUCGAAAAGAAAAUUGGGACCAUUUUGGCUGAUUUUAACGAAAGAGCCCGACAUUCCGAAAUCACACAAACCACCGCAAACAUCAUGCGAGCGGUGCACAAGUACAACCGCGGCGAAUAUAAUGACACGGAACGGCCAUCGGUGAGCAAAACCACAGCCAGUGCUUCAAGAAUGCAAGUUCCAGGAUCAUCUCAAACGCAACACAAAUCAGCACUCAAAAUCACACCGAAGAAAACUAGUGUAGUUGAACCGAAAAAGGUCGCCAAUAGAUUGGCCAGCAUAAAUCAAACACGUGCAAAUGGGCAAAGAAUCCCAAGAGAGCUCAUGUCAUUGUACAACUCAGAUGGAUUUGUCGAAAAGCCACCAACCAAUCGGAAACGUACACCGAAAAAGGUCAUGCGAUUUUCUGAAUCACUGUAUACAAAGACAACACGAUCAUCAACACGUCGCAAAUCAGAUGGAAUGGCUGUUCAACAAAAAACCAUCGAAAAGAAAGUCGUUCAACCGACCACGUCAACAUGGUAUUCAUCGGGUGCUUCUCAACAUCACAAGACUACUGUCACACAGACAAAAGCCACCGUUCAACAGGUUGAACGCACCGUUACAUCAAUUGUCACAUCUGCUUCACCAGUACCAGUACCAGUUUCAGCGGUAGUACUACAGCCACCAGCCGUUGUGCGCACAAUUUCCCAGGCAACCACCGUUUCGACUCAGAGAAAUGGUGGCGCAAACUUUACGCACAAUCGCAUCAAAAUCUCGCACUAUCCGAUGAUCGAAGUUAAAUUGGAACAAUAAAUAUGUUCGAAUCGACGAAUGAAAUCAAUCUCAAAUACAUACCUCAACUCAGCACAAGGAAUGCGCCAAAAAUUAUGUUAAAAUGUUCUCAAAACACGCCAUCAGAAUGGCAACAUUGAACAAAGUUUAGAAAAAUAAGAAUCUACAAAGAGUUGCAUCGACUCUCGUUUAAAACGCCUUACAAUGUACUUACAAAAUACGUUCCUGCUAUAAAUAUAGAUUAUUUUCGGCGAUAAA
Messenger RNA from Sitodiplosis mosellana (orange wheat blossom midge), 1433 nucleotides. RefSeq lists its product as uncharacterized. Bases 192 to 1196 code for a protein of 334 amino acids. The record is from RefSeq and is a predicted model, not a curated record. The transcript is spliced from 6 exons. Lineage: Eukaryota; Metazoa; Arthropoda; Insecta; Diptera; Cecidomyiidae.